This is a messenger RNA of Mugil cephalus (flathead mullet), 8843 nucleotides long. It is a transcript of the gene vwf, whose product is annotated as von Willebrand factor. The coding region runs from base 133 to 8691 and encodes 2852 amino acids. The record is from RefSeq and is a predicted model, not a curated record. Gene Ontology annotation, cellular component: extracellular matrix. Lineage: Eukaryota; Metazoa; Chordata; Actinopteri; Mugiliformes; Mugilidae. Gene Ontology annotation, biological process: blood coagulation; cell-substrate adhesion. The transcript is spliced from 53 exons. Gene Ontology annotation, molecular function: protein binding.
UAUAAUAGAGCUUCCAGUGUUUUUGAAGGUCUGAGUGUGGAGUAAAGUGUUUCACCUUCUUCUCAUUUUGAGCAUCACAUCAUAAUGCCCUUGAUUUUAUGAUUUUGCAUCACGUUUGCUUUUACUGGAGCCAUGGAGGUGAGCAUGAGGAGAUAUUUCAAAGAAAUCAGCAUCUUCCUGCAUCUGAUAGCCUGCGUGGCUGCAGCGACGGGGAGAUGCAGUCUGUUCGGGCGACACCACGUCCACACAUUCGAUGGGGUUUUAUAUGAGUUUCCUGGAGACUGCAGCUACUUUCUGGCCGGAGACUGCAAUCAUCGCUCCUUCAGUCUGCUGGGUGACUUUGUCAAUGGCAAAAGAGCUGGAGUCACUCUAUUUCUCGGGGACGCCUUUGAGUUGCACCUGUCUGUAGACGGAAUUCUCUCACAGGGAGAAAACAGGCUGUCUCUGCCCUACGCGUCGCACUCUGUGUUCGUGGGCUCAGAGCUGGGGUCCUACAAGCUCUGGAGUGAGGAGUUUGGCUUCACUGUCACCAUUGAUAACGCGGCCAACAUCGCCUUGACACUGACCAAACACCACGCCAACCGCACAUGUGGCCUCUGCGGCAACUUCAACGCUGUGUCAGCUGACGAAUAUACUGCUCAGGAAGGGUUCCUUACAGAGGACAGUUAUGACUUUGCAAAUUCGUGGGCUGUGAAGGGAGCUGAUCAAUCUUGUCGUCGCGUCUCCAAUCCCUCCCAGUCCUGCAACAGCACAAAGCAGGCUUCAUCGGUAUUGUCCGGCUGCAGUGUGUUGGAGACCUCCAGCGUCUUCCUCCAUUGCGCCCACCUUGUAUCUCCCGAUGCGUUCCUGUUGCUGUGCCAGAAGGAGGCUUGCCACUGUGACCAGAAGGGGGGCGGAGAAGACUGUUACUGUCCAGUCCUGUUGGAGUACGCUCGCACAUGUCACGCUCACGGGAUUCUUCUCCACGGCUGGCCGGAGGAAAGCCGGUGCUUCCCUAAGUGUCCAAUUGGGAUGAGGUACAGUGAAUGCACCAAGUCCUGCUCUACAACCUGCCACAGCCUCAACAUCCAGGAGGUCUGCAAGGACGAGUGCAUCGACGGCUGUACAUGCCCCGCUGGCAAAGUUUUGGACGGUAAUCGCUGUGUGGAGGUAUCUCAGUGUUCCUGCGCACACAUGGGUCGCCAUUUCCCACCAGGGUCCACCAUUUCUCAGGACUGCAACACCUGCGUGUGUCGUCACGGUUCCUGGGAAUGUACCAACGAAGGCUGCCCUGGUGAGUGCUUGGUUGUUGGCCAGUCUCACUUCAAAACCUUUGAUAACAAGUUCUUCACCUUCACCGGCCACUGUCAGUACCUGCUGGCGAAGGACUGCACAUCUAACGACUUCUCUGUCAUAAUUGAGAACGUACAGUGCGCGGAUGAUCAGGAGGCCGUGUGCACACGCUCAGUGACACUCAACCUGCCCUCGCUGGAGGACAUGACGGUGAAGCUGAAGCACGGAGGACUUGUUUCUGUCAACAGCAUGGACAUCCAGACUCCGAUGCAUCAUGGCCGUCUGCAUAUCCAGAGAUCUGUUCAGUCUUCUGUACAUGUGAGGUUUGGCGAUGACCUUCGUCUGGACUGGGAUGGGCGAGGCCGCGUGCUCCUAAAGCUCGGACCAAGGUGGGCAGGGCGGACCUGUGGUCUCUGUGGUAACUACAAUGGCAACCAAGGCGACGACUUCUUGUCUGGUUCUGGACUCGUAGAGGCGGGUCCUCAGGCGUUCGGCCAGGCCUGGGCGAUCAAUGGGGAGUGUGAAUCCACUCACAAGCAUGAGAGUGACCCAUGUGCAACUAACCCCAAAAGAGUGCGUUUUGCAGAAGAGGCGUGCGCCGUGAUGAUGUCAGCCGUGUUCAGCCCGUGCCACUUCCUGGUGAACCCGGGUCCGUUCCAGCGGUUCUGUCGUUUUGACGUGUGUGCGUGCGGGGACGGCGAGGUGUGCCUCUGCUCCGCUCUGUCUGCUUAUGCAGCCGCCUGCGCUGCCAGAGGAGUGCUGCUCAACUGGAGGUCUCCUUCACUCUGUGAGCUGAAGUGCCCCGGUGACCAGGUGUACGAGGCGUGUGGGACUGCAUGUGACCGGACAUGCCGCGGCCUAUCUGGGGCCGAGGGCGGCUGUGAUGGGGAGAGGGUGUGUGAGGAGGGCUGCUUCUGUCCCCCUGGGAAGUACAUGAGCGACUCCGGAGAAUGUGUGACCGCUGACAUGUGCACCUGCCUGCACGAUGGACAGCUCUACCAGCCUAACGACGUCUAUGCAGAUCACAACAGCAUUUGCUACUGCGAGAAGGGCGCCAUGCAUUGUAGCUCCAGUGAAAUGUCGUCAUUGCUGUCUGACCUCUUCUAUGACGACGACGUGGCGCCAUCCAGAGAGCGACGGUCGGCUCAGUGCCCUCCGCCACUUGUCCGUGGCGAGUGUGGUUCAGGAGAAAAGGGCCUGGAGUGUGCCAGAACCUGCCAGAAUCUGGAUCUCCCUUGUGUCAGUCUCACCUGCAUCCCCGGCUGCCUCUGUCCACCUGGCACUGUACGUCACCGCAGAGACUGCAUUAAACCGGAGCAGUGUCCCUGUUACCAUAACAACAGGCCAUAUGCAGUGGGCCAGACCAUCUCUGUGGACUGCAACACCUGCGUGUGCGAGAACAGGAAGUGGCACUGCACAGAGAAGGUGUGCGACGGCGUGUGUCGCACAGUUGGGGAGAGGCAUUACAUCACUUUUGAUGGCUUCAAGUACUCCUUCCCCGGCCUCUGUCAAUAUGUCCUGGUCCAGGAUAUGUGUAACGGGGAGGAGGGUUCCUUCAGAGUGCUGGUGGAAAAUGAGGCCUGUGGAAUUGUGGGACAUCGAUGUGCAAAAGCUGUCAACAUUUUCUACCAGGGUGGGUUAAUCAUACUGCAGGAGGGAGAGGUGAAAAUGAAGAAGCCGGUGCCGCAGGGCUCACAGGUGGAGAUUAUCCGAUCUGGUCAGUUUUACACUCUGCUGCUCGGGAAACACAUUUCCCUCAGCUGGGACAAGGGAACUCGACUCUUGGUCCACAUCUCACCUGCGUACAGGGGGCGAGUGUGCGGCCUGUGUGGGAACUUCGAUGGGAACGUCAACAAUGAUAUGAUUAGCAGUAACAACCAGCUGGAGGUGGACUCUUCACACUUCGGGAACUCCUGGAAGGUCGUUCCCAGCUGUGCUGAUGUAAAACAGAUACCUGGACCCUGCAGCGACAACAUUGUCAGGCUGGUAACGGUGGAGCAGUCGUGCCGUGUGAUCACUGGUCCCCUCUUCAAAGAAUGCAACGUCCAGGUGGAUGCAGAGCCGUAUGUAGAUAUGUGCGUGGAGGCGGCCUGCUCGUGCCCGUCAGUCGGCGACUGCGCAUGUUUCUGUGAUGUCAUCGCGGCCUACGCGCAGGCUUGCUCAGAGAGGGGCGUAUCUGUCAGCUGGAGAUCCAACGAUCUUUGCCCCAUGAGCUGCGAGGAGCUGAACCCUAAGAUUCCAGGUGUGGGGGAGGAGUUAUGCCAGUGGAGGUACAACACCUGCGGCCCUGCUUGUCCAAUAACAUGCCAGCACCCAGAUCCGCUCCACUGUUCGCUGUCAUGUGUGGAAGGCUGCCAUGCCUACUGCCCCCCAGGCCAAAUACUGGACGAGGUGGCCAUGCGGUGUGUAGAUCCCUCUCAGUGUCAUCUGUGUAUCCAUGAGGGUCAGAGAAUCUCCCAUGGCAACAAGGUCAUCCUGAACCACGAUGACCCUGACCACUGCAAGAUAUGUCAUUGCUACAACAACUCCCUGAGCUGUGAAGCUUGCACCUCCCUCACCGUGUUCACCACUCCCACACCAGAGCCUUCCUAUGCCUCCUUCACCACCCUGCCCUUCUCCACCUUGAUGCCGGAGGGCACGUGUGACCGUGCCAUGGAUUUGGCUUUCUUGCUCGAUGGUUCAGACACCCUGAGCGAAGAAGAAUUUCUAGCAACCAAAGAGUUCAUACUGGGAGUGGUUGAACGUUUCCGAAUGGGCUCGGCUCACACUCGGGCCACAGUGCUGCUUUACCACUCUGGUGUCAAAACAUAUGAUCUGCAGGUUCAGAAGUGGCUGUUUAAGAAGACUGUCCGGGAACUUCACUACACAGGAGGAGAUGCGGCUUUCUUGGAUGAGGCUGUAAAAUAUCUGGCUAUCAACAUCUAUGACAAGAAUAAGCGCGAGAACGCCGGCCGCAUUGCCAUCAUCUUGACCGCCAGUGCCAACCCUCGGGCGGUCCGCUCCAUUGUCAAGAUGCUUCGUAAGAAAGCCAUCACCACGCUGACAGUGGCACUGGGUCCUGAGGUUGACAUGGGCCAAAUCAAUGACAUCACCAAGGCCAACCCAGACAACAGGGCCUAUGUGCUGAGCAGCACAGCCGAGCUGUCUGAUCGUCUGUUGGAGCUAACAGAUUACCUCUGCACCUUGGGAAUGGAGCCUGAGGUGGCGAAACCUUCGACACCAAAGUCCACACCGAGUAAAACCACCAUGACCACCACUACCCCAUCCCCUCGUCUCCAGCCAAGCCCCACGCAACAUCUCCCCAAAACUCCCGCAACAACCGCUGCCUCUGGCCUGUCUCCCACCACCACAUCGCCGCCCUCCGUGUCCCCAGCCAAAGAUGUGACGUUCAUCCUGGAAGGCUCUGACUCCGUCGGCGAGGUAAACUUUAACAAGACGCUUGUCUUCCUGGAGGAAGUUAUCUCAGAGCUGACAGAGGAGGAGGAGCACAUUCGCAUCACCGUGAUUCAGUACUCAGUGACGGUCACCGUGGAGAUCAGUAAGUGGGAACUGAGACGGCAGAGAACGCAACUGCUGCAGCGGCUGAGAGAGAUUCGCUGGAGAGGUGGAAGUCAGACGAACACACACACCGCCGUCACUACGACUGUUCAAGAACUGGCAACGGUCCGGCCUUCGCAGGGUCCCACCCCUCCUCAGCUGGUCUUCCUCGUGACAGAGAACCCUCCUACUGACACAGUGACGCGUCCACCAACUACAAGCACGCAAACGCACGUGUACCCCAUAGGCGUUGGACCAAAGGUACAUGACGUUGACUUGCUGCCAUUCAGCGCCCCUCAACGCCCGCUGAUGGUGGAUGACUACAACCAUUUGAAGACCCUGGUGCACCAAGUAGUCAAUAUCACACGUACCACAGUCAGGCCCCGCUUACCUACACUACCACCCCUAGUCCUCCCAACGCACUCCAGCCUGCCGUCCUCAGUGCCAUGUGAUAAGCCGAUGGAUGUGCUGUUCUUGCUGAAGGCUGGAGAGCAGUUUACGGACAUGAAGGCGUUUGUCAAAGCUUUCAUUAGCAAGUCUGACAUAGGGCCGAAUGCGACUCAAGUGAGCGUGGUUCAGUAUGGAGAAACCAACACAGCAGAAUUCACAUGGAAAGAUGGACAGACCAAAUCAGCACUCAUGGAGAAGCUGGAGAACAUCCAAAGCAGGGCCCCUGCAGCCCCAGCACUAGGGUCUGCGCUGAGAUUUGCUGUGCAGACGUCCAUCUCGCCAGUCAGCGGCGGGAGGUUUGGUGUGGCCAAGGCUGUGGUGAUGCUCGUGACCGACAAGUCUACAGAUGAUAUCAAAGAAGGAUCGACUGAGGCACUGGCAGCGGGUGUGUCAGUGUUUCCCAUCGGGGUGGGACCAGGCUAUGACACGGCCGAGCUUGGCGUUCUCGGUCGUCACGGCAAACAGGACAAUAGUCUGCACCUGAACAGCAUGGAUCAGUUACGGAUGUUGCUGACUCUGGACCAUAGUUACACUGAGAGAAUUUGCAGAGCUGGUCCACCUGGUGUGUGUGUUGAUGAUAGCGGUAACGAGAGAAAGCCGGGUGAGUCAUGGCUGCUGGAGGACGGCUGCCACUCUCUGCUGUGCCACCCUAGUGGGGCAGUGACGGUACAGAAUCACAAAGUCAGCUGUGACAGACUGGAGCCGCCAGCCUGCAGGAACAACAUGUCACCUGUCAAAGUCCAGGAGACCUGUGGCUGCCACUGGGAGUGCCCUUGCAUGUGCUUGGGCAGCUCCACCAAUCACGUGGUGAGGUUUGACGGCUUGGCACUCAGGCUGGACGGGGAGGGAUUGUGCUCCUACACACUUCUCACUGUCAGCAAAGGCAUCAGUGAAGGGUCAGUGGUCAAACUCCACAGCGGGCCGUGUCAGGGUUCAGCGAAUUACAACCAGGUCUGCAUGAAAGCCAUGGAAGUGAUCCAUGGGUCGCAUAGGCUGCUGCUGAAGGAUGACAUGACGGCAUUGAUUGAUCGGGAAGAGCUCGCGCUGCCUUGGCGGUACGCUGGCCUGGAGCUGGUGCGGUAUGGAGGAGUGAUGCUGCAGCUGAAAUCAAAUCACGGCUACGUGCUGACUUUCACUCCACAAAGCAAUGAGUUUACCAUCACAUUACUGAGCUCCACCACCACCGGUCUUACUGCUGGACUUUGCGGUGCCUGUGGCGAGGACAAGGUUAAUGUCCUCUCUUUGCGUGACGGCAGCUCGACCACCGACCAGCCGGCCUUCAUCUCAGACUGGACUGUGGCUGCAGACGGUGGCGUGUGCCUACCUAAACGGAAGGCGGUGUGUGUGUCUGGAGCAGCGAUGGGAUGUCAGGCCCUACGCUCUGAAGUGUUUGAACCAUGCCACGCAUACAUUCCCGUCCAGGUUUUCCUCAACAAGUGUGAGGAGCAGACAUGUGAGGAGUCAGAUGUGUGCGAGCUAAUUUCAGCCUACGCACGCCUCUGCAGACAAAGAGGUGUGUGCGUGGACUGGAGGAGCCCCCACCUUUGCCCAUUACAGUGCCCGAGUUCAAUGGAGUAUGAUGCAUGUCGGACAGGGUGUGUAGAUGACUGUGGGAGCAUACAGGCGUUGCCAGGCGACUGGUCGGUUGCUAGGGGUAACGAGUCAUCCUGUAUGGACACACCUACUGAAGGCUGUUUCUGUACUGGAGGGACGAUUUUGCAUCACGGACAGUGUGUAUCGCCAGAAGCAUGUGGGCAGUGUGUCGACAAUCAUGGACACAAAUAUGCGUACAUGCAGAGUUGGGUACCAGAUGAGAACCCAUGUGCCAUUUGCAUGUGUUUGGAUCAACAACGCAUCAACUGCACUGCUCGGCCCUGCAAUGAUGUCAAAGCUCCAGUGUGCGGACCCUGUGAGAUCCUGAGGGAGAAAAGAGAAUCCAAGUGCUGUCCUGAGUAUGAAUGUGUGUGUGAUCUGGUGAAGUGUGACCUGCCUGAGGUGCCCCGCUGUGACGACGGCCAAACCGCAGUCCUGAAAAACCCCGGGGAAUGUCAGCCCGUGCACGAGUGUGUAUGCAAGAAGGACGAGUGCCCUCUUGAAGCUCCCCCCGUGUGCCCACCUCAUCGCCGGCUGUCAGUCAAAAACACAAAGUGUUGUGAUGUGUUUGAAUGUGCAUGCACCUGCCAGAACUCCACCCACACCUGCCCCACUGGGUUCAUAACAUCCUCCUCUACCAACGACUGUGGCUGCACAGAAAUCAGCUGCCUGCCAGACAAGGUGUGUGUGGUUGGUGGCAUGGUUCACCCAGUGGGGAGUGAGUGGGAGGAAGGGUGCAACAAGUGCAGCUGCACACAGCUACUGGACAAAGACACAUCGCUGCACAUUGCUCAGUGUAAACUGAUCCUUUGUGAUAAGACCUGCCCUCUGGGUUCAACAUACACUCUGUUGAAAGGAGAGUGCUGCGGGAAGUGUGUACCAACCAGCUGUGUGGAGAAAGAGGGAGAGAUGCGAGGCGACACGCUCAUUGGAGCAAGCCUCAGACUCGUUGGGGAGGUGUGGCACUCUCCAUAUGAUAAAUGUGUCUUACAUCAGUGUGUGAAAGUAGGAGACGGGGUGUACGUUUCUUCAACCAAUGUCAGUUGCUCUGCUAUGGACACACCAUCCUGCCCGUUGGGAACAGAGUUACAAUGCAGCACCCAGGAUUGCUGCCCGAGCUGCCGUUGUGCCCCUAUGGAUGUGUGUGUUCUCAAUCACACUGUGAUAGCAGCAGGGGAGAGGAUGAUGGUGGACGUGUGCACACACUGUGAGUGUAUGGUGGAGGACGGCCCUGUGAGGAGAUACAAACUGUCCUGCCAGAAAACCAGCUGUCCCGCUUGCCCUAUGGGAUACACUCUGGAGAAGGAAGAAGGUAGCUGCUGUGGUCGCUGUGUUCCCAGUGCCUGCUUCAUGCAAAAACCCGAUGGACGAGUCAUUAGUCUGCAAGUCAACACAACCAGCGAGGAUGGUUGCAACUUUUACACCUGUGCUGUAAACAGUAAAGGAGAUCUUGUCCUGCAGACCAAAGUCACAACCUGCCCUCCUUUUAAUCGCCAAACGUGCCUGGAGCAGGGAGGGAAAGUCAGCCGUAUAGGAUCAACCUGCUGUGAGAUGUGUACGGAGCCAGAGUGUCGGAGGACUGUGGGAACGCUCGACUACAUCAAAGUGGAUGAUUGCCAGUCAGAGCAACAGAUAGAACUGCACUACUGUGAGGGUAAAUGUCGCAGUAAGUCCAUGUACUCCCUGCAGAGGGCUGCAGUGGAACAGGAGUGCGUGUGCUGUGCUGCCGUGGAGACGGAGCCUCUCAGUGUUCCUGUCCUGUGUGCGAACGGCACUCAUAGCCACCACACUGUCCUGUCUGUCACUGUAUGCGACUGUCUGUCCAAACACUGCACCUAGAAAGAAGGAGCGAGAGAGAGAGAAAGAGAAAAAGAGAGUUAAUUUUGAUACACGUUGAGGCUUUUUUUUUUGUAUCCAAGCAAAAUGUACCCACUCAAAAAAUAACUACACAAAUAACAAUAAAACAAACUCACCGGUUUCUGUAAGCAUCA